CAAGUCACAAAGAUCCUUGCGGACUGAUCAGGGUCUCCAAAUCUCGAAUACCACAAAGACUGUAAAACGGAGACUGUUAGCUUAGUCAAUAUUAAAGGUGAUCAAAAUGUACAAAGUGGACAUCCCAAUCAAUGACAAAGAGUCUGCUGCUUUGGAAAGGCGGAAGAACCUUGAGCUGCAGAGACAGAGCAGGAUUUUCAAUCCAAGAGUCCGGACAAUUGGAGUAGAUGUUACAGCACUUGAUCAGCAAGUGCAGGAACGCAAGAGACAUGAGGAGGAAGAGCAAAACCGAGAUACUGCUUUUGAUGAACUCCGUAUUUUAGAAGCCCAGGCUUUGAAAGAGCAUGAAAUAAAGGAGGAAUUGAAAAGAAAGGAACUGGAGAAAGACAUUGUCAAGUUCAGGAAUACAUUUCAACGGCGAGAAGAUGGACGGGACUUUGACCUCAAUGACUUUCGAGGUCAUCACAUGGAGCCUCCAGCUAGAAUUUCUGACACAGACCCUCGGUGUGGACCAUCAGGUUUGCAGAUAUUUGAGGGUGAAGACCUUGGAGAAAAGAUUAGGACAAAGGUACAGAAAGAAGAGAAUGAACGGAUUUUGAGCCUGCAGAAAGAGAACAAUGAGUGGAAGAAAGUUGCUCAGAAAUAUGCAGAUCACAUGUCUGACAGGAAGCUGAUUGACCUGGAUAUACGUGCGUUACACCUGUCUCAGCUUGAAGAGGAGUUCAAAAAAGCUAUUAAUAUGUCGCUGGCUGACUACAAUAAAGCAUUGGCACAAGAGUCUUCUGAGCGGCAAAGGAUAGAAAAUGAAAAGGAGCAAGAAAUUAAUCUGAUAGAUAUCUGGGGCCAGCUGACCUCGGAUCUACUGACAGAAAAUCCAGAAGCUGCCAGACAAAGUCUUUGGGGACAUCAUCGGAUCCUGGUGGACCGCUGGAAGGGCAUGAGUCCUGAGGAACGUGAGGAAAUUGAGAGGCAGCGAAGGGAACAGGUUGCAGAGAAAAAGCGCUUGAAUUCUGAGGCAAAUGAAUCUGCUGCAGAAUGGGACAGGCAGAGCGUGUUGGUAACAACUAUAGGAGAGCAGCUCCAAAAGAAACAGGAAGAGAAAGUGAAAGAGCUGAGGGGAAAAUUGGAUCGAUACAACCAGCAGCUAGCAAGAGAGCAGCAAUCCCAUCAAAGAUUUCUUGACAAGGAACUCUACAAGAAUGAACCUACAGCCCAGUACUUUGCACAGUUCAACACCACUUCUCGCUGAACCAGGACCCAGCACCUCCAUAUCUGAUCUCCUAGUUCUCUAAACUCAAUACCUCAAGUGCACUUCAUGUUUCUGAGAACUUGUAUAAUGCUGUUUAUAAAACAAAUUUGCUCUA
Erpetoichthys calabaricus (reedfish) is the source of this 1364-nucleotide messenger RNA. RefSeq names its product RIB43A domain with coiled-coils 1 (gene ribc1). The transcript has 8 exons. The record is from RefSeq and is a predicted model, not a curated record. Lineage: Eukaryota; Metazoa; Chordata; Cladistia; Polypteriformes; Polypteridae. Bases 107 to 1249 code for a protein of 380 amino acids.